Molecule: messenger RNA, 2967 nt
Organism: Scleropages formosus (Asian bonytongue)
Lineage: Eukaryota; Metazoa; Chordata; Actinopteri; Osteoglossiformes; Osteoglossidae
Gene: tmprss7
Product: transmembrane serine protease 7
Exons: 17
Coding region: 45-2456 (803 amino acids)
Biological process (GO): proteolysis
Molecular function (GO): serine-type endopeptidase activity; protein binding
Source: RefSeq, a predicted model, not a curated record
UCCAGGUGUCGGAUGUGUCUGUGGAGGUGGCAACUGUGGACGCCAUGCUCAGCAAACUCUGCAGGAGGUACAACAGGAGGAAGCGGAAGGGCAAGAAAAAAUCCAAGAAGAGAAACCCCUUUUCAAGCCUGCAGAAUUUGACCAUCCUGCUCACCGUCGUCAUUUUUGUCGUGGUGGUGAUUCUGUGGUCACUGCUGUGGGUUCUUAUAUUUCGCAGCGAAAGCAGCAGUGGGGUCUAUUUCGCAGGAAUGUUUCGUGUUGCAGAAGUGGAGUUCCUACCCGAGUACCGGCACGCUGAGUCCAGCGAGUUCCUGUCCAUGGCAAGCAAGAUCCAGCACACUGUGAGCAACGUGUACAAAACUUCUUCAGUUUCCAGACUUUACAAGCAUUCAGUGAUAUCUGACUUGAGCAAUGACAAGGGAGGCCUGCUGGUGCACUUUUGGCUGGUUUUCGUGGCUCCGCAGCUCAAGAGUCCAGCUGUGUGUGAGGAGUGUGUGAGCUCCAUCUUGCGGGACUCGGUGCACAUGAGCAUCAAGAACCACUCGUCCAUCGGAUACCUUCUUGGCCUGCCUGUUGAUCUCGACUCUAUCCUUAUCAAUGUUGCUCAGCGCUCAGACUACACCGGCACUGUUACAGACUCCAACUGUGUGGACAAGCUGUACGCUGGCCUACCGGGAGCAGUGGUCCCCCUCAGUGUGUUCUCCUACUGGACCGGCCUCAGCUGCCAUGUGAAGCUAACGGCGGCGGCAGGAUGCCUGAUUCGCCUGACCAUCGCAGCUUUCGCCAUCGAACCCAGCAGCUGUGCGGGCGACAGCCUCACCAUUUACGACGCACUGCUGCCCAUGAGGAGCAGAAUCCUGUACAGGGUUUGUGAACCUGUGUCCGAGACCCUUCAACUGGUCGCCACAGGCAGCGUCAUGCUGCUGUCCUUCAGACUAACCCAGGGAAAUAAAAGCUUUCGUGGACACUUUCAAGCUGUUCCUGAAGAACCUUGCUUCAGUACUAUACAGAUGCAGAAACAAACUGGUUUUACUGGAAAGAUCUCCAGCCCAUUCUACCCAAGCCUUCUCCCUCCAUCAUGCACAUGCACCUGGCAAUUUCAGACUCCACAUCACACCAUGGGUGUGGCCCUGAAGUUCCAUAACUACAUCCUGAAUCUGAAAGACUUGAACGGUUGUGACCAUGGUUGGUGGAAGGUGAAUGAGAUCAUCUACUGCGGCAGCUAUAUCGACUACUCCACAGUGUUCCACAUCGGGUAUCCCAAUCCCGAGGUGGCGUUCCUGUGUAGUUCCAAACGCGCCGACCCUCCUUUCAUCGCCGAAUAUGGCACCUUCAACAUCAGCCAACCCUGUCCAGAAGGAUAUUUCCGCUGUGCCACGGGUUUCUGCGUGGAGCUGUGGCGUCGCUGCGAUGGCCUAGAUGACUGCCAGGACGAGAGCGACGAGGUCUUCUGCGCAAAACCCUUCAAGAACUGUGAGAGCUCCAGCCAAGCGCACCCCUUCUACGUUUGCAAUGGAGAGCGGGACUGUCCAGAUGGCAGAGACGAGGCCAACUGCACUCUGGAGACCACCUGUUCAGACGUCAGGUUCAAGUGCCAAAGUGGGGCUUGUAUCCUCAAAAGGAAUGCAAAGUGCGACGGAGUCCUCGACUGUACGGACCGCAGCGACGAGGCCGACUGCGCCUGUGGUCAGCCCGUGUUUCGAAAGGGCUACGCUGCGGGCCGGCUGGAUGAGUCAGGGUACGAACGCGUGGUGGGGGGGCUGAGUGCAGGUGAGGGCGAGUGGCCGUGGCAGGUCAGUCUUCACUUCGCCGGUCAUCUUUACUGUGGUGCUUCAGUCAUCUCCUCACAGUGGCUUCUGUCAGCUGCACACUGCUUCAGCAAGGACAGGCUGUCGGACCCUCGCCAGUGGACGGCUCACCUGGGGAUGCUCACUCAGGGAAGUGCAAAAUACGUGGUGGAGAUCCAAAGGAUUGUAGUGCACGAGUACUAUAAUGCUCGCAGUUUUGACUACGACAUCGCGCUGCUGCAGUUGCGACGGACCUGGCCGGGAUCGCUGGGUGCUUACAUCCAGCCCAUCUGUCUGCCGUCCUCUUCUCAAACCCUCCCUGAGGGCCUCCGCUGCUGGGUCACUGGAUGGGGUUACAGGUCUGAAGAAGACAAGGUUCUGCCCUCAGUUUUACAGAAGGCCCAGGUCCAAAUCAUCAGUCAGAGUGAAUGCAAACGGACCUACAGCCCUGUGUCGCCACGCAUGCUGUGCGCAGGGGUCCCGUCGGGGGAGCAGGAUGCCUGCCGAGGAGACUCGGGUGGUCCAUUGUCAUGUAAGGUGACAGAUGGAGGACGCUGGUUCCUUGUCGGGAUUGUGAGCUGGGGGGCUGGUUGUGGCAGACCCAGUCUCCCUGGCGUUUACACCAGAGUGACCAAGUUCACUGCCUGGAUCCAGAGUCACAUGCUCUGAAUACCAUGAAAGUGUCCAUUGCAGCAUUUUCCCUGUUACUGAGUCACUGAUGAAGCCACAGCUGGAUGAAGCACACCCACAUUCUGCAAGCAACGCCUGCUCGGGGACAGACGCUCCGAGUUUCCUCUAUUCCACGCAAAUUAAUAAUGGAAAUUACUGCAGUGCCUCACUAGUCAUUGAAAUCCAGUGUUGUGCAUUUGCUUUUUUGUCAAUAAUGUCCAAGAAGAACAUGUAUGUUCAUAAACCUUGAUUAAUGUCAAAUUCCACCCUUCUGGCCUCAAGCAGCAUUCACACUCUGCGACUCUAGUUCUAACAGGGCUGUUUGUGGAGCUUCCACCCUAACGGAAGCUCCCCCGCUGGGGAACAAUAGGUUACGGUGCUGAGAAACACAGUAUAUUUACAUUUAUUUGUUUAGUUGGCAUUUUUUCUUCAACGCCACUUAGUGUCUGCCUACAAUUAUUUAUUCCUUUAUGCAGCUGAAUAAUUUUACUAGAGCAUUUAGGUAAGGACU